This is a messenger RNA of Nanorana parkeri, 7717 nucleotides long. It is a transcript of the gene STAB2, whose product is annotated as stabilin 2. The transcript has 69 exons. The record is from RefSeq and is a predicted model, not a curated record. Lineage: Eukaryota; Metazoa; Chordata; Amphibia; Anura; Dicroglossidae. The coding region runs from base 1 to 7683 and encodes 2560 amino acids. Gene Ontology annotation, molecular function: hyaluronic acid binding; calcium ion binding. Gene Ontology annotation, biological process: cell adhesion.
AUGAAGAAAAGCACAGCUAUUCCUCUUAUUGUUCUCUUGUCUCUUGUUUGUUUUCUCACGAUCUCAGCAGACUCCAUAGCAAAUAAGGUAAAAAACAGGUGUGAUGAAAAGAACCUUCUUACAACAAACACAGAGUGUAUGUCAUGUGCCUUAAAUGUUGCUGUAAACUGUUCUGAAGGUCACAUAAAAAUCAGCCGUGGGAGUGGAAUAAGAGACUGUCGGUAUUUCCUGGAUAUACGUGCAUAUUCUCUCUCACUUCUUGGAUGUCGACAUUUAUGUACAAAAGUAGAACGCCAGCCAGUGUGUUGCCCUGGGUACUGGGGGCCUGACUGUAUGGAGUGUCCUGGUGGAGUGUCGGCCCCUUGUAGCAGCAGAGGAACGUGCUCCGAUGGAAUGGGUGGGAAUGGGACUUGUACUUGUCCAGAAAGAUUUGGUGGAACAAGCUGUGAGAAAUGCGCAAAUGAUGACAUGUAUGGUCCUGACUGCAAAUCUGUUUGUGAUUGUGUACAUGGUGUUUGCAGCAGUGGGAUUAAUGGAGAUGGCACGUGCUUGUGUUUAUCUGGUUAUGGUGGGCCUAAGUGUGACCAGCCAUUACCAGACUGUGCUGUACUGAACUGCAGUGAAAAAAACACACGAUGUGCAAUGUCAAGCUCGGGUGCUCUGGAGUGUAAAUGCUUACCAAAUUAUGAAGAGAAAGGCUCAACAUGUGAACCUAUCAAUCCAUGUUUGAAGAAAGUAUGUGAUGCAGCAGCUUAUUGCACAUAUGUGGGACCUAAUAAACACACGUGCACAUGCAAGGAGGGCUACAGAGGUGAUGGGUUUGUGUGUUUACCGAUUGACCCCUGCCAGGAAAACUUCGGAGACUGCCCCACAGAAUCAUCAGUUUGUAAAUAUGAUGGACCUGGACAGUCUCACUGUGAAUGUAAAGAAAGCUACAGAAACUUUCAGCCUGGAACUGGAUGUCAAUUGACCGAUGUAUGUGCCACUAAGAACACAUGCAGUAAACAUGCCAACUGCACUACUGUCUCUCCUGGACAAAUUAAAUGCACAUGCAAGAAGGGUUAUGUUGGUAAUGGAUUUGUUUGCUAUGGAAACCUUUUAGAGCGAAUGAAAGAGAUUAAUAAAGAACCAGGACAAUGGCAAGGAAGGCUAGCCACUGCCAUCGGAUUGUUUGAGGCUUAUUCUUGGCAACUAUCUUCACUGGGACCGUUCACUGUCUUGGUACCCAUAAACAGAGGCAUCAAAGCAAAAGAUGUAAAAAAUCUUAUUGCAAGCAAAGAGAAUAUGCUGUACUUCAUCAAGCUGCACAUGAUUGCUGGCCAGUUGAAUGUCGAGGAUUUUAACAACACAGAUUUGAUAUAUACACUGACUGGGAAAUCAGGGGAAGUGAUUGCUGGAGAGACGGAUAAUGAGUUACAAAUAAGGAUUCGUGGAAGCAAAAAAAGAGUCAGGUUUCUAGCAAAAAAUCUAAUGGCGUCUAAUGGAAUCAUACACAUCAUUGAUAAAGCUAUGGAUUUUGUAGAGCCAACUCUGGAGAGCAACACUAAAGAGACAAUCAUGGACAUCCUCCUAGAAAAUGGUAGAUACAAUCGUUUCAGGUCUUUGUUGGAGAAAUCUAACCUGGGACCUGACUUAGAGAAGGAUGGGCCUUAUACUAUUUUUGUUCCCAACAAUGAUGCACUCUCUGGAAUGGAGAAUGGGACUCUGGAAUACAUGUUGUCCAAAGAGGGAUCUUGGAAACUUUUAGAACUUAUGAGAUACCACAUUGUCUCAUCUGCUGAACUGGAUGUUGCAAAUAUCAUAUCAUCCACUCAGAUUAUGAGUAUGGCAAACCAAAUGAUCCAGUUUAACAUAACCAGUAAUGGCCAAAUCCUAGUGAAUGGAGAAGAGGUUGAAGAAGCUGAUGUUGCUGCAAAAAAUGGCCGCAUUUACACACUGGAUGGUGUUCUUAUUCCACCCACUAUAUUACCCAUUCUCCCUCACAGAUGUGAUGAAAAUAAAUUUGAAUUAAAACUUGGAACAUGUAUCUCCUGUACUAUGGUCCUUUUCAGUAAAUGUCCAGAGGGAUCCAAACCUACAUCACUCUUUACACACAAAUGUCUCUACCGAAGUUCUGUAAUGGGUAGUGACUUUCCCAGCAGUGGCUGUUCUAGGUACUGCAAUGUCACUAUUCCAGUGCCCCAGUGUUGCAAAGGGUUCUAUGGCCCAGAAUGCAAACCCUGCCUAGGUGGUUUCACCAACCCAUGCUCUGGAAAUGGAGAGUGUAUGGAAGGCAUGACAGGGAAUGGUACAUGUGUUUGUGAUGAAGCGUUCACUGGACCUGAAUGUCGCCGUUGUAUGGACAGCAACAUGUAUGGACCUCGAUGUGAUAAAAAAUGUAACUGUCUCCAUGGAAGGUGCAAUAACUAUAUAGACAGUGAUGGUAGCUGUUUGAGAGCAUCAUGUAAGAGUGGAUAUACAGGUAGAUUCUGUGAUUUGAAAACUACUCCAUGCGGACCUCUUGUAACGUACUGCCACGCUCAUGCUGACUGUGAAUAUAGCAAAAAGACACCCAGCUGUGUUUGUAAACCAGGAUAUGAAGGAGAUGGGUUUCAUUGUAGAGAAACAAAUCCUUGCCUUGCUCCUGAUAAGAAGCUUUGUAAUGUUAAUGCUGAGUGCAUUCCACUGGGGUCAGGAGCUUACAAAUGUGUGUGCCGCCCAGGAUGGACAGGAGACGGGCUGGACUGCUCAGAGAUCAAUAACUGCCUACUUGAUAACAAAGGAGGAUGCCAUGCUAAUGCCACCUGUGUCUAUAUUGGCCCUGGUCAGAGUGAUUGUGAGUGCAAUAAUGGAUUCCGCGGUGAUGGGAUUCAAUGCGAGUCUGUGAACACUUGCCUAGAAGAGAAGGACAAGUGUCAUGCACUGGCUACAUGUGAGAAAGUAGCCUCAGGAUUCUGGGAUUGUGUGUGCAAAGAAGGAUAUCAAGGAGAUGGGAAAAUAUGUUAUGGCAAUGUUGCUGACGUGAUUGCAUUACUCCCACAAGCCUCAGAGUUUCAAAAGUGGAUUGAAGACCCAGUUAUAAAAUCCUUGAUUUCACCAUCUUCCAAUGUAACUGUGUUAGUCCCAUCACAAAAAGCAUUUGAAAGUAUGAGCGAGCAAGACAAAUCAUAUUGGAUGAAGAAGGAUAAAAUGCCAAUCUUACUAAGGUAUCAUAUAUUAUCAGGUGUCUUCAGAUCUGAUGACAUAAAGAACCUAUCUUCAUCAGACAUGUUGGCUACCUCUCUCAAAAAUAAUUUUCUCAAACUUUCUAAGGAUAAUGGGAAUGUUACAGUUGAUGGUGCUAACUUUGUUGUUGGUGAUAUAGCAGCUGUCAAUGGAAUUGUGCACCUUAUUGACAAGGUAUUGACCCCAGAGCGGCUCCUUGCUGGUGUAAUGCCUGAUCUUAUGACCAGACUUGAUCAGAUGCCGGAUUAUUCAAUCUUCCGUGGAUACAUAAUUGAAUAUAAACUAACUACAUUAAUUGAAGAAUCAGAGACUUACACAAUAUUUGCCCCACAUAAUGAUGCAAUCAACACUUACAUUCGUAGCAAAACCCCAGCCACUCUGGAUGAAGACACCAUGCGAUAUCAUAUCAUACUGGGACAGCAGCUGAUGAAGAAUGACAUGCAUGAUGGCAUGCAUCGGGAAACCUUGCUCGGUUUCUCAUUCCAUGUUGGCUUUUUUACGCGUAAUGGCGAGGUCUUUGUGAAUGAUGCACCACUGAACUACACCAAUGCAGCAACCGACAAGGGAGUCAUUCAUGGGAUAGGGAAAGUUUUGGAGAUCCAGAAGAACAGAUGCGAUAUCAAUGAUACCGUUGUUAAUAUGAGUAAAUGUGUAGACUGUUUAUCUGCAGCAUCAGCAUGUGAAGGAAAUACAAGCCCAAUGCCUGGUAUAAGAAAACAUUGUGUGUACUCAAGGUACAGCCUGAGAAAGAAAGUCUUAUUCAUUGGAUGUCAGGUCUCCUGUGUUAGAACUGUAAUUACCAAGGAGUGCUGCUCUGGAUUCUAUAGCCAACAAUGCCUGUCUUGCCCAGGCAAAUCUGGAAAACCAUGUUUUGAAAAUGGGAAAUGCCUUGAUGGUGUUAAUGGCACUGGAGUAUGUCAGUGUGAUGAGGGCUUCACUGGAACGGCUUGUGAAAGCUGUGUGACAGGGAAAUAUGGACCACGAUGUGACCAAGGAUGUGCCUGUGUCAAUGGAAAAUGCAGUGAGGGGAUAACUGGUGAUGGCAGCUGUGAGUGCAAUGUUGGCUGGAGAGGAGUUAAAUGUGACACAGCAAUCACAGACGAUAAAUGCAGUAAAACCUGUCACACCAGUGCAAACUGUCUUGAGAAAGCAGAUGGUACUCCUUACUGCCAGUGUGCCUCAGGAUUUGAAGGAAAUGGCACCACCUGUACAGCUGUUAAUGCCUGUGCAAUUAGUAAUGGUGGGUGUUCAGUAUAUGCUGAAUGCAGAAGGACAACCCCAGGAAACAGGAACUGCAUAUGUAAACAGGGCUAUGCCGGAGAUGGAAUAGUGUGCCUUGAGAUCAACCCAUGCAUGGAAAAUAAUGGUGGAUGUGAUCUUAAUGCUGAAUGUACCAAAACUGGCCCAAAUCAGUCUGCCUGUAAUUGCUUACAAGGAUAUAGUGGAGAUGGUAAACAAUGCAAGCCUAUCAAUCCAUGUUUAACUAAAAAUGGUGGUUGUAGUGAGUAUGCCACAUGUAACCAUACUGGCCCAGCAGAAAGAACUUGUGCAUGCAAGUCUGAUUAUAUCGGAGAUGGUAUAACCUGCAAGGGUAACAUCUAUGAGGAGCUGCGGAAGAACACCAACACAUCAAAUUUUUUCUCUUUACUGCGGGUAAAUUUUAUUAAUGAACUUUCAACACCUGGUCCUUUCACUGUGUUUGUUCCCACCAAUGAUGCUUUGAAGAAUGAACAACAGACAAGCGAGUGGACUAGUACUGGGGUGAUGGAGCAGGUUAUUUUUUAUCACAUUGUGGCCUGUGCUCAGCUCACUAAGGAAGAUCUCUCAACAGUGAAAUUGUUUACUUCCCUGCAGGGCGAAACCGUGACAGUGACAUCUUCCCAGAAUACUUUACUCCUAAAUGGAGAUGCCAAAUUUGCAUCAGAAGACAUGAUUGUCUUAACUAAUGGCAUAGUGCACCUAAUUGAUAAAGUUAUUGCUCCUAAGAAAAUGCAACAGAGACCUGCUACGACAUAUGAUAGCCUCAAAAAUGUUGCAGAAUCGAAUGGCUACAGUGCAAUCUUCAAAUUACUACAGGACAAUGAGCUAAUUAAACUUAUUGAUGAUCCUGUCCAUCAACCAGUAACAUUGUUCCUGCCAACAGAUGAGGCAUUAAAAAGCCUACCCCAGGAGCAAAGUGAUUUCCUUUACAAUAAUCAAAACAAAGAUAAGCUGGCACAAUAUUUGAAGUAUCACAUUGUUAGAGAUGCCAGGGUUACAACCAAUAGCCUCCUGAAUAAAGAAUCAAUAAAGACACUUCAAGGUUCUGACCUUACUGUGAAAUGUGGAGACAAGGACUCUACCACUGGGGACAUUUUCCUGGACAACAGACAGUGCAAGAUCGUCCAGCGACAGCUUUAUUUUGAUGGAGGAAUAGCUUACGGCAUAAACUGCCUCCUUACACCUCUUAGUUUGGGUGGACGGUGUGACAGCUUAGUUACUAUGCAGAUGUCCGGUGAGUGUGGUAUGUGUUUUAACGUUCCAAAGUGCCCAUCGGGAAGCAAGCCCAAGGGUGGGAAAACCAAAUGUCAGUAUGAGCUAAGCUCUAGGCACAGUAUUCAGGGCUGUCGUCAGGAAUGUUACAUGGUUCUCUCGAUGUCCAAAUGCUGCAAAGGAUACUAUGGAAGAGAUUGCCAAGCCUGUCCUGGGAGCCCUGAGACUCCAUGUAACAAACAUGGGACAUGUGAUGAAGGAUACACUGGCACCGGUGAAUGCAGAUGCAGCCCUGAAUUCAAUGGAACGGCUUGUGAGCUAUGCAUGCCAGGGAGAUUUGGACUGGACUGUAAACGCUGUGACUGCAUGGAGAAUGGGCAGUGUGACGAGGGCAUCACUGGAACUGGGGAGUGUGCCUGUAACAGGGGAUGGACUGGGAAACGCUGUGAAACGAUAUUAGAUUUGCCUCCUGUCUGCACACCUCCAUGUUCAAAGGAUGCUGUGUGUAAGAAAGAUAAAACCUGUGAAUGUAAGAACUUUUAUGAAGGUGAUGGAAGAACAUGUAAAGUGGUAAAUCUUUGUAAGACAAAUAAUGGAGGCUGUGACAAGAAUGCAAAGUGCUCACAAAGUGGUGUGAAACUGACUUGCAGCUGUCUGAAAGGAUACAGUGGAGAUGGAACUGUCUGUAUACCCAUUGACCGAUGUGCUGAUGGACUGAACGGCGGGUGCCAUGAACAUGCCAUCUGCACCAUGACUGGACCGGACAAAUGUAAAUGUGAAUGUAAGGACCAAUACAUUGGAGAUGGUGUGAACUGUGCACUGAAGCAACUGCCCAUUGACCGAUGUAUGCAGGAUAAUGGGCAAUGCAGCACGGAUGCAUUAUGUGGCGAUUUACACUUUCUAGAUACAAAAGUUGGAGUUUUUCACUUACGUUCACCCAAAGGACAAUACAAAUACAAUUACAGUGAAGCUACACAAGCUUGCAAAGAUGAAGAUGGGACUUUAGCCACAUAUAACCAACUAGCCUAUGCUCAGGAGGCUAACUACCAUAUGUGUGCUGCUGGGUGGCUGGAUGGAGCAAGAGUGGGAUAUCCUACGGCAUUCCCUAAUCCUAACUGUGGCUCUGGAUAUGUUGGCAUUGUGGACUAUGGGGUUCGUGUUAACAUGUCUGAGACAUGGGAUGUUUUCUGUUACAGAUAUAAAGAUGUGCAGUGUACCUGCAAGCCUGGCUAUGUGGGAGAUGGCUACACCUGCAACGGAAACCUGCUCCAAAUGCUCAUGUCUUUCCCCGAGUUCUCGUACUUCCUUUUGGAAAUCUUCAAAUAUUCCAAUUCAUCAGCAAAAGGCAAAGAGUUUGUAAGCUACAUUAGUGACUUGUCCAUACAAGCGACCCUUUUUGUCCCCAGCAAUGAUGGCUUCAAUGAAAAUGUGACUCUCUCUGGACGUGACAUAGAAUAUCACCUUUCAAAUGUCACUACACUAUAUUUUGGGGAACUAAGUAAUGGAACAUCACUCCAGACAAGGCUGGGUCACAAACUUCUUAUUUUGUAUGGUGACACUCCCUCGGAUUCUCAGGACCAAACAAGAUAUGUAGGUGGAAAGCGUAUAAUACAGUGGGAUUACAUUGCUUCAAAUGGAAUAAUACACAUGAUAUCGGAACCACUGAAAGCCCCUCCUCAGAAAUUAGUCCUACAUGCUGGCCACGGAGCAGGCAUAUUUUUCGGCAUCGUCGUCAUCAUUGCUUCACUGGCAUUAGCCGUAUACGCCUAUAAGAAAUACAGCAGAAAGGAUUUCCAGUUCCAACAGUUUCACGAGUAUGAAGAAGAUAAACCCUCUGUGUCAGUGUCGGAGUUUGACACAUCACCAUCAUCAAACAUUGCCAACCCCAUGUAUGAAAGUGCCGCAAAGGCCACCAUUCCAGCUGAGCCCGCAGGGGAAUUAGUUUAUCAUCCGUUUUCUGAGUCGGAUGAGCAGCAGCUAGUAACCUUUGGCGGACUAACCAAAUGAAAAAGAAACAGCUAAUGUAGCAUGACAUUAAACA